UGCGGUGCAGAAACACCGCACAAAUGAGGGGACCAUCACGGAUAACUAUCACACAUUCCUCUCUUUGAUUAUCUCUGCAUAUAUCACACACACACAAACACAAAACACACACCUUUCCUCUCUACCUCUUUUAUUCAGAAAGAGAGAGAGAGAGAGCAUUGUUGUUUCCUCCAGGAGGCUGAAUGGAAGCUGCAGCCGAGGGAGCGGUCGGGCUGUCGGAGGCCAGGGAAGGGAGCCUGCUAUCCGGGGCCACUGCAUCCGAUGACGGGGACACGGUCGUGGGAGUCAGCUACGGGAUGGACGCUGCAGACAUGGAUGCUGCUGCUAGGAAAGCCUUCAUCACAGAGAUGCCCUCAUCCUCAGGCCAGCCCGGUCAGGGAAAGAAGAUUGGUCACAGAGGAGUGGAUGCAUCAGGGGAAACUACUUACAAGAAGACCACAUCCUCGGCCUUGAAAGGUGCCAUCCAGCUGGGCAUCGGUUACACGGUGGGCAACCUGAGCUCCAAGCCGGAGAGAGAUGUGUUGAUGCAGGACUUCUACGUGGUGGAGAGCAUCUUUUUCCCCAGUGAAGGCAGCAACCUCACUCCAGCCCACCAUUUCCCGGACUUCCGCUUUAAAACCUACGCUCCCGUGGCCUUCCGCUACUUCAGAGAACUGUUUGGCAUCAGGCCGGAUGACUACCUGUACUCCCUCUGUAACGAGCCUCUGAUCGAGCUGUCCAACCCCGGAGCGAGUGGCUCCGUCUUCUAUCUUACGAGGGACGACGAGUUCAUCAUCAAGACCGUGAUGCACAAGGAGGCUGAAUUCUUACAGAAACUGCUGCCCGGAUACUACAUGAACUUGAACCAGAACCCUCGCACUUUGCUGCCCAAGUUCUUCGGCCUCUACUGCGUCCAGUCGGGCGGGAAGAACAUCCGCGUGGUGGUGAUGAACAACGUGCUGCCCCGCGUAGUUCGCAUGCACCUCAAAUACGACCUGAAGGGCUCCACCUACAAGAGGCGAGCGUCCAAGAAGGAGAGGGAGAAGGCCAGGCCCACUUUCAAAGACCUGGACUUCAUGCAAAACCUGCAGGACGGACUGCUGCUGGACCAGGACACUUACAACGCGCUGGUUAAGACCCUGCAGAGAGACUGUCUGGUGCUGGAAAGCUUCAAGAUCAUGGACUACAGUCUGCUGCUCGGGGUCCACAACAUGGACCAGGCGGAGAGGGAGAGGCAGUCGGAGGGCUCGCAGGGCAGCAGCGACGAGAAGAGGCCCGUGGCCCAGCAGAAGGCCCUGUACUCCACCGCCAUGGAGUCCAUCCAGGGUGGAGCCGCCUGCGGAGGAUCCAUCGACACCGACGACACGAUGGGCGGUAUCCCGGCUGUGAAUGGAAAAGGGGAGAGACUUCUUCUCUACAUCGGAAUCAUCGACAUCCUGCAAUCCUACAGGCUAAUCAAGAAACUGGAGCACACGUGGAAAGCUUUGGUUCAUGACGGGGACACUGUAUCAGUCCACCGGCCAGGCUUCUACGCCGACAGGUUCUUCAAGUUCAUGAGCAGCACGGUUUUCAGGAAGAGCUCCUCUCUGAAGUCAUCUCCAUCCAAGAAGGGCCGUGUGUCGUUGUCGGUGCCGAAGUGUGCCGGUCCUGGUGCAGCCUGGUCGGCCUGCCAGCUGCCCUCCGAGAGAGACGAGAACAUCUACGACCUGAGAGGAGCUCGCAGCUUCCCGACGCUGGAGGAUGAGGGGCGACCUGAUCUUCUUCCAUGCACUCCUCCAUCUUUUGAAGAGGCCACCACAGCGUCAAUUGCCACCACCCUCUCUUCCACCACCUCUCUCUCCAUCCCCGAGAGAUCACCCUCUGACACCGCCGAGCACCCCCGCUACAGGAGGCACACCCAGUCUCUCAGCCAUGACGGGAGGACCCAGGAGGAGCUGCGUGUGCGUGAGGAGGAUCAGCAGACCAUCACAGUGGAGGUGGAGUUGAAGAGACACGACAGUGAGCCCUCCAUCUCCGUUCCACAGCCUUCACCUGAAACCAGUGACGUUCAGGAAGGAGCUGGUGCAGAAGCUGCCGAUGCGGCCGCAGCAGCAGCGCCCUCCAUCUCUUCAUCAGCACCUGAAGCAGCCUCCUCCUCCUCCUCGUCUGCCCCGGAGGCUGUUCCUUCUUCCUCCGGGGCAGCCAGUGAACCCCCGUCCAGUCCCAAGGCGGCGGUGGUGGUGGAGGCAGACAGGGCCAGCCAGGUGUCCGGCUCAGGCUGCACCAGCCAGGCUUCAGUCGAUGAUGAAGAUGACGUGCCAAUCACAGAUAUCUACUUUCCUCAAGACGACAGCACCUGGGUGUACUCUCCGCUACACUAUGGCUCAGAGUCUAAGGCCCUGCCAGAUGGGGAUUGGGAGAGAGAGACAUAAACCCUGAUCUCUGGCAGAGAGGAGUGAACAUCUCAGUGGAGAGGACUCACCGGUCUGACGUCCAGACCUCAGCGGUAGCAGCAGGAUCUCUGUCUGAACCAGGAUUUUAAACACACAGAAACUGAACACUGAGGGGGGAGAGUGACUUGCGUUACCAGAGAGGGAGGAAAAAAAAAAAAAAAAAGUCCUGACAGUGAUGAUCGUCACUGAUUUUCCAACCAUCCCUGCCUUUCACCCUUGACAAAAUGAAAAUUAUAUCAAUUUAAUAAUAAUGUGUAUGUGUGACAUACGGUAGUGCGUAUACGGCUGUAGUCUUAUGUGUUUGACCUCCAUGACAGAAGGUAGAAAGUUACCGUUACUAUGGGAAGUAUUCCGUUUUCAUGGCCACAUUGAGUCCCCUCUGAUUCAGUGUUAUACGACGAUAAAACAUGAGGACCUCCAAGUGUGGUAAAUACUUUUUAUUGGCACUGUUCAGCGAAUUCUAGUUCACACAAGCACUGUGCUCUAACGGGCUCUACAGGCCGGCCAACUCACUCCGCAGAGCAGCAGACUGAAAUUUGCAGGUAUUGAACUUAUUUUAAAUCAAAAGAGACUUAAUUUAAGAGAUAUAUUUAUUGGCAUGGUGCACAAUAAAGUUAAGAAAUAGUUCAGUCUUUGGCGGUAAGUACAGACCAGGAAAGUACUGAGAAACGCCUGAAGAUGUGGAUGGAUGUGAUAAGGAGCGGUGCUUUUGAUGAUGGAAGGAACUCUGGAUGUGAUGAGAACUGGAGGGUUACAGUGAUUUCCUACUGAAAUUAUAAAUGCUGACAGCAGUGAUACGAUUGGCUCGUUGAGAUCGUGGCAGAAUCUGGUUGGUUGACUGAAAGAGAAAGAGAUUGGGAGAAUAAAUGAGAAGCAUUUGAAGUCUUUGUGAGUGAACUUCAGCUAAUUUUUACAUUUUAAUGUAUUUAAUCAGGAAGUUUCAUUGGGAUUAAGACGAUGUCUUUUCCAAGAGAGACCUGAGAACAAGAAACAUUCUCAAGAACACAAUAAGAAAAAUAAAAGAAACAGAA
Messenger RNA from Anoplopoma fimbria (sablefish), 3442 nucleotides. RefSeq names its product phosphatidylinositol-4-phosphate 5-kinase, type I, gamma a (gene pip5k1ca). The transcript has 18 exons. The record is from RefSeq and is a predicted model, not a curated record. Gene Ontology annotation, molecular function: phosphatidylinositol kinase activity. Gene Ontology annotation, biological process: phosphatidylinositol metabolic process. The coding region runs from base 183 to 2390 and encodes 735 amino acids. NCBI's taxonomy places the organism in Eukaryota, Metazoa, Chordata, Actinopteri, Perciformes, Anoplopomatidae.